This is a messenger RNA of Pelagomonas calceolata, 1260 nucleotides long. Lineage: Eukaryota; Pelagophyceae; Pelagomonadales; Pelagomonadaceae. The record is from the annotation of a GenBank genome assembly.
UUGACCAUGCCCAACAACUUGGCCCUGCUUAAGUAUGGUGCCCCUCCACCUGCCCAGUGCUGGGGUGCGACUGCGACCAUCCAGGAGGACGCGCCCCUCGACGAGGACGCCUCCGACGACGCGCCCCUGAACGACGACGUCCUGCGCGGGAUCGCCGCUUCUGGCGGCGCGCGCCAGCCUGAGGCGGACGAGGCGAGCCUCGCGUCGCGCGCCACGAGCGCGCACACGGUGAUUCCGACGCCCCACGGCCGGGCGCGCAUGGGAGAGCGCGCGGUCUCGGUGAAAGAGCUCCAGACGGCGAAGAAAUACGGAACAGUCACGCGCGCGCGCAAUGGCAGGGACGGCGCGGUGCGCUGGAAGAUCGAACACAACGGCAUCGUCUACAUCACGGACCGGACUCAGAAGCUGGUCAUCACGACGUAUCAUCAAAGCCCAGAGGAGCCCGAAGCGAAGGACGCCCGGGUCCGGGAGCUGGUGCGGCAGGUCCGCGAGCUGUCGGCUGAGCGAAGGGAGGCAACAAAUCGACUCGAGACUGCCGUCGCCAUGCUGCUUAUUGAGCAUCGCGAGGAAGAACGUCGGCUCGAGGAACGGUUGGACGCUCUCGAGUCCGAGCUCGAAGAUGCGCGCGGCCCGCGAGUCCAGGCGGCGGGUCCGCGCGACGCGGAGGAGAAGCGGGACGCGGCGCCGCCGCCCGCGCCUCCGCGCACGAAGAAGAACAGCGGCUCGGUGGCGCACGUGCCGUCGCUUGCCGAUUUUCCCGCCCUCAACGGCGCGGUCUGGCAGGGCCCGGCGCCGUCCUCGGAGGACUUCUCGGCGAACGAGGCGCGCAACACCGCCUGCGAGGCCGCCGAACCGGCCCCCGCCGCCCCCGAGCCGCCGCCGCCGCCGCCCACCGUGCCGCACCCGUGGAAGGCCUUCUGGGACGCGGGGAGCAAGCGGUACUACUUCGGCAGCCCGCGGACGGGCAAGGUCCAGUGGGACGUACCGGUUGCGCCGCCGUCGCCCCCAAGACCGGCCUACACGGAGGCGAGCUACGAGCGGCUCGUCGCCGAGCUCGCGGAGGUCAGGGUCAGGCCGAGCCAGCACGCGCUGGAUAUCCUCCGGCGCCAGGAGGUGACCGUCGAGGACCUCUGCGAUCUCACGCAUCCCAUGCUGGUGGCCGCGGGGAUCGAUCAAAUCGACGUUUACAUGAUCUGGAACAAAAUUGAAGUGCUCCGGAAUCGCCAGAUCGCUCGCAGGAAGUCUCGUGGGGGUUGUUAA